Molecule: messenger RNA, 312 nt
Organism: Didymodactylos carnosus
Lineage: Eukaryota; Metazoa; Rotifera; Eurotatoria; Philodinida; Philodinidae
Source: the annotation of a GenBank genome assembly
AUGUGUAUUCGAGUUCUAGGAGCAAGUAAUCGUAAAUGCGCUCAUAUAGGUGAUGUUAUCAUUGCUAUAAUUAAAGAAGCAGUACCUAAUAUGCCCCUGGAAAAAUCAGAAGUAGUUAGAGCCGUAGUUAUACGUACCUGUAAAGAACUUGAACGUGACAAUGGAAUGAUGAUACGAUCUGAUGACAAUGCAGCAGUUGUCAUUGAUCAGGAAGGAAAUCCAAAAGGAACUCGAGUUUUUGGUCCGGUUGCUCAGGAAUUGAGAAAAUUGAAUUUCACGAAAAUAGUUUCAUUGGCUCCCGAAGUCUUAUAA